AUGAGUUGUGCCAUUACGCACACCUUCCACCGCGAGUCCACGACGUCUGAAAAUCCUCAUCUUCAUUACUGCAACAAUAAUGGUGAAAUUGGUUCUUCUUCUCCGAUUAGAAGUCCUUUUGUUAUUCACCCUCAUUUCUCUGCCCAAAUCACUUUCUCAACGGGCCUCGUUUUAUCUGGAUUUUGUGGUGGAUGCAGUCGAGAUGCCGACGGAGGACUACUAUGAUUACAUCGUCGUCGGAGGUGGCACCGCCGGUUGUCCACUGGCGGCGACAUUGUCGGAGAGAUAUAAAGUUCUGGUUCUUGAAAGAGGCGGCGUUCCGUUUGGCGAUCCCAAUUUGAUGACCCAAGAGGGGUUUCUCGCCACCUUGUCGGAAUUCGACACCUUUGAUUCCCCUGCUCAGCCUUUCAUCUCCGAGGAUGGAGUUCCCAACGCACGCGGCCGCGUUCUCGGCGGGAGCAGCGCCAUAAACGCCGGUUUCUACAGCAGAGCCGACGAGGAAUUCUAUGGCAACUCCGGGAUUAACUGGGAUUUAAAUCUGGUGAACCAGUCAUACGAGUGGGUGGAGAGGGCGAUCGUGUUCCGGCCGGAGCUCAAGAGCUGGCAAUCGGCGGUGAGAGAUGGGUUGCUGGAAGCCCGGGUGAAUCCGUAUAAUGGAUUCUCGUUACACCACGUUCUUGGCACCAAGAUCGGCGCGUCCACUUUUGACAACUCCGGCCGCCGCCACAGCGCGGCGGACUUGCUGUUCUUUUCGAACACCACCAACAUUCGCGUGGGGGUGUUCGCCACCGUGGAGAGGAUUCUCAUGGCGUCCACUGUUUAUUCUCCGGGCACGAAUCAAUCAGCGAUCGGGGUGAUUUUCCGUGACCGAAUGGGGCUGUUCCACCACGCUAUGGUGAGGGAACGCGGCGAGAUCCUGCUCUCCGCCGGCGCUCUCGGUAGCCCGCAGCUGCUUCUCCUGAGCGGCAUCGGCCCGCGCCUCUAUCUCUCUUCUCUCGGCAUUCCGGUGGCCUACCACACCCCUAACGUCGGCCAGUUCCUUUACGACAACCCAAGAAACGGAAUUUCCAUCGUCCCUCCAAUCCCUCUCGAGUAUUCUCUCUUACAGGUGGUCGGUAUCACCGGCGCCGGCUCUUACCUCGAAGCCGCCUCCAAUUUCAUCCCGUUUGCUUCCCCUGUCAACUCCGUCUUCAUCCGGGCUCCCGCGUCGCCGGUCUACCUCGCCGUCGCCACCCUCAUGCAGAAAAUCUCCGGCCCGGCAUCAGUCGGUUCGCUCCGGCUAGCCUCCCCGGACGUCAGGGUGAACCCACUCGUCCGGUUCAAUUACUUCAGCGACCCCAGCGAUUUGCGGAAGUGUAUACGCGGGGCCAGGAAGAUUGGGGAUUUGCUGAGAACUCGAUCCAUGGACAUUUUCAAGUUCGAUCAGAGGUUUGGUGGAAGGGAUUUCCGGUACGUCGGGCCUGCAUUGCCGGUGAACCAGUCAAAUGAUGCUCUUAUGGCGGAGUUUUGCCGUCGAACUGUUAGUACCAUAUGGCAUUACCACGGCGGCUGCGUCGUCGGAAAGGUGGUUGACGGUAAUUUCAGACUCCCCGGAAUUGAGGGUCUCAGGGUUAUCGACAGCUCCACUUUUAAUACUUCUCCGGGGACCAACCCCCAAGCCACCGUUCUCAUGCUUGGACGGUAUGCUGGUUUGAGGAUUCUGGCAGAAAGACAGAGAUAGAAAGGAAAGUGUUUUCUUUGUUUUGGUGUUUGAGAUAUGUGUACUUCACAUAUGGUGGUGUUAUAUGUAUAAAAUGUUUGAGUGGAAAACCUUUUCAUAAUUGGUUGCUAAUUGAGAUGGAUUUCUAUGUUUA
Molecule: messenger RNA, 1853 nt
Organism: Ipomoea nil (Japanese morning glory)
Lineage: Eukaryota; Viridiplantae; Streptophyta; Magnoliopsida; Solanales; Convolvulaceae
Product: (R)-mandelonitrile lyase-like
Exons: 2
Coding region: 80-1720 (546 amino acids)
Molecular function (GO): flavin adenine dinucleotide binding; oxidoreductase activity, acting on CH-OH group of donors
Source: RefSeq, a predicted model, not a curated record